This is a messenger RNA of Dovyalis caffra, 786 nucleotides long. The record is from the annotation of a GenBank genome assembly. Lineage: Eukaryota; Viridiplantae; Streptophyta; Magnoliopsida; Malpighiales; Salicaceae.
AUGAAGGGAGUUAUUAGAGCAUUACAGAAUUUCUCAAUUGAAGAAAAUUUCAAAACAUGCAUGGUUCGUAGUGCACUUUCUAAGGAUGAGACAGGACCUGCUAAUUGGGGAAGGAUUCACCCUGAAUGGAGUUCAUGCGGCAAUGGAUCUAUGCAGUCUCCUAUUGAUCUGUUGAACGAAAGAGUUCAAGUAGUGUCCCAUUUGGGGAGACUCAACAGAAGUUACAAGCCUGCCAAUGCCACUCUUAGGAAUAGGGGCCAUGAUAUGAUGCUCAAUUGGGAAGAUGGUGCAGGAACUAUCGAGAUAAACGGAACUGAAUACGUACUCAAACAGUGUCACUGGCAUUCACCUUCUGAACAUACAAUCGAUGGCAAGAGGCUUGCUUUGGAGAUACACAUGGUUCAUGAAAGCCAGGAUGGCAAGAUUGCUGUUGUUGGGAUUAUGUACACGAUAGGAAGACCAGACUCUUUCCUGUCAUCUUUGACAGAACAAUUACAAUCGGUUGCCGGCACCAAUGAACGAGAUACAGUGGCGGGCGUGGUUGAUCCAAGGAAGAUCAAGAUAGGCAGCAGAAAGUAUUAUAGAUACAUUGGCUCCCUUACAAUUCCUCCUUGCUCUGAAAAUGUUCUGUGGACAAUUGUUAGAAAGGUGAGGACUGCCACAAAAGAACAAGUUCGGUUGCUUCGUGUAGCUGUUCAUGAUGAUUCAGACACAAAUGCAAGACCAUUACAGCCAAUAAAUAGUCGAACGGUGAAACUUUUUAGACCAGACGACAGGGAUGACUAG